Molecule: messenger RNA, 3633 nt
Organism: Pungitius pungitius (ninespine stickleback)
Lineage: Eukaryota; Metazoa; Chordata; Actinopteri; Perciformes; Gasterosteidae
Gene: dzip1
Product: DAZ interacting zinc finger protein 1
Exons: 19
Coding region: 542-3187 (881 amino acids)
Biological process (GO): cilium assembly
Cellular component (GO): cytoplasm; ciliary basal body
Source: RefSeq, a predicted model, not a curated record
UGUACCCUAACGCACUGUGUGGAAAUAUAGUUUUGAAAGUAUAUGUAACAGUUAUAUGACCCGUGUCAAAUACUGCAGGAAAACACAUAAUGGUCUGUAGUAAAGAUUUAUCUGCAGUCCUUCGACAGAACAUUAUGAUGACCAUGCAAAGGCAUGCGGUGGAAGCAGUUUCUACUUUUGUUAGUUUUUUUUUUUCUUUCUAAAUCUUUACUUUGAAGGUAAUUACCGGAAGCUACCCCUUUUAACUACAAACCGCUUGAUGGUGGUCUUUUUUUUCACAAACUGGGAUUUAGGAAUGUGGAGACCAGCGGCUACUUCACCCACAAAUCGCCCGGGGUACCGACUGUGGAAAACUUUUCCGAAGGCUGUGAAUUAGCAACACAAACCCUCUGGGACGCUUUUCUCUGUCUCCAUGGUAACGUGGCGAACGCCCAGCCUCGGCGUCGUCGCGUUGAGCUGCCUGUGAGGGGGGGGGCGGACCCGAAGCAGAGCGACGGGUGCUCGAUAGCUCCCUACCGGCAGAGGCUGCAUCGGUCGCGCAAUGCCGUUUCACAACGGAGCGUACUACCCAUACACCAGCGACACCCAGGGGGCCCGCUCAUCGGCCGGCACCCCAUCCCUGCUGAACUCCCCGCCCAUCAUGACUCCGUCCAGCGGCGCCUCUGUCUCGCUCCCGUUCAAGUUCCGCCUGCGCCGGGAGAGUGUGGACUGGCGGCGGAUCAACGCCGUGGACAUAGACCUGGUGGUGAGCCAGCUGGACCUGGACGCCCUGCAGGAGCACAUCGGCAGCGUGACCUUCUGCAGCCUGGACGGGGAGCGGUGCCAGCGGUGCCAGAGCCCCGUGGACCCGGCUCUCGUCAAGCUCCUGCGGCUGGCCCAGCUCACGGUGGAGUGGCUCCUCCACUGUCAGGAGUUCCUCGCUCACAACGUGCGUGUGGCGGAGGAGAGGCUGGCGGCCGCUGGCAGGGAGCGCGAGCAGCUGCUGGCUCAGCAGAAGGCGCAGGAGGAGAAGGCGAAGGCGCUGACCGCCGAGCUCAAGCAGAGGAAGAAAUUCAUCCGCACCCAGCAGUCCAUGCUCGCGCCACAAAUCGCCAGCGGACAGAAGUGCCUUCAUUGUGAUAAAUCCUUCCUCAAUUCCUCGUUCCUCCAGAAUCACAUGCAGCGGCGCCACCCAGACGAGUACGAGAUCGCAGAGUUUCGCUCGGACAGAGAGAAGAAAUCCCAGAUCGAAGUCCUCAAAUCGGAGAUCAGCGGCCUGAAAGAGCAGAUUGUUCAGCAGCAGCUGGACUUGCAGGCCAAAGCAGUUCAGGAGAAGGAGCAUAAAGAUCGGCUGAGAGAACUGGACUGCUUCAAGGCCGAGGAGAUGGCGCGCAUGGACCGAAAGAUAGAGGACAGCAGGGACAGCAUACGCAGGGAGAUGGAGUUUCUCUACACCCGAAAUAUUCAGGCUCUCAACGAAGUUAAUCAGAAUCAGACAGCUAAACAUGAGAAACCAGCCAGCCCGGUUCACUUGCAGCCACAGAGGGACCUGGACAACUACAGAGAGACACAAGUCGUACAGAAGCUGGAACAGCAACUGAAGAAACAGGAGAAAAAGUGGGGAUCCAGGCAGCAAGAGUUGAACGCCCAACACGAGUCUGAGAAGAACCAGCUGCUGGACAAGUUAAGCAGAAUGCAGUCGUCCUUGUCCGAGCAGCAGGAGAGCAGCCGGCGGCUAGAGCAGGAGAUGAGCAGGAUGGGCAGGAGGCUACAGGAGCAGGAGCACACCAUCAAGGCUCAGUGGGAGCAGAUACGGAAUAUCUCCUCGAUUCCACCCACCAAAGUAGUGGAAGUGCCAGUCAUUCACAGCGCGCCCGCUCCAGAGCCCAAACCCAAGAGAGUUGUGCUCGAGGAGCCGGUCUCUGCUCCUAAGCUGGAUCCUAUACAGGAGAUGUCAGAAGAGGAGAAAGACUCGAGCAGCUUCUCUGAGAAGAGGCCAGUGGAGAAGAGGUCCGGGCCUACACCGGAGAAAAAACAGAGGGCUCUGAAAAAGAACCCUAACAUCAAGAAGGAGAUACGGGCAGAUCUGGAGCAGGCCGUCAUCAAGAAGCUGGAGAACCUGGGAGUCAAGUCUGACCAGACUAGUCUGAAGGACAAAGAGCUCAGCUCCAUCCUGGCCAUGAUGCACUUAAAGCGAGAGAGCGUCGCAAGGGGGAUGCCCGACUACUGGCGCCAACGGAAGGAGAUCGCCAGCGCCGCAGAGGAGACGCUGGCCCAUCAGAGGAGAGGCAGCGACCCGGCUCCCGAGUCGCAGACCAGACCCAAAACGGUUCAAGUGAUGCAGAUCCGCCCCCGAUCCAGCAGCCUGCCCUCCAGAGCGACCCAGGUAGUGUCCAGACCCGCCAUCAAACAGCCCAAGACCCCCCAGCCGGCACCGAGAGUCAGGGCCACCGUCCAGCCCAAGACCUCCACGCCCAAGACCGUAAACUCCAAGACCCCCCCUUUCAGCUCGGAUGAGGAAUCUGAAGAAAAGGACACGGAUAUCGAGGAGGAACAUCGCCAUAAAUCUCAGAGGGGCAAAUCGCCUCAACCCAGACUCAACCAGGUCCAAAUCCGAGCAAGCAAAACCAGUCCUGUCCAGUCCAGGCAGGCUCAAGCCAGGCAGUCCUUCACCUCCGGCCCUCAGCAGGACUGGGGCCCAGUGGGCAAUGCCACGAAGACGGCAGUCACCAAGAUGGAGAGCGACGAGGACGAGUGGUCGGAGGUCAGCGAGCUGCAGGAAAUCGACCCGAAGCGUCUCCAGAGUUUCAAAGACCAGAACGGUAACGUGGACAAGAGGAACUUUGGGAAAGAAAACAAAAUCAACGACCUGGCUAGAAAAGUGGAGAAGCAGUUCUCAGAGAGAGCAAUAAAGAAACCAGCAGGGGGCAUCAGCAUCUUACCGGAGAGGAAGGAUGAGGUCCAGGAGCUUACGUUCACAGACCUGGAGGAGAGCAGUGAAUGGGCGGUGUCCUCGUUAGAAGACAGACGGGAAACGGCCAAACCGUUGAGGAAGAGCUUGGACUCGCCCAGCACCAGCGUGUGGGGAACUUCCACCGGGAAAGGUGUCAAAUCAGGUCUGACUGGCGGCGAAACAGGAAGCACCCUGAAGAGCAGCAUGUGCUCCCUCAGCGACAUCAGUGACUCCGAGGACAUAAGCAAUAAGUAACCGCAAGGUGACGUAGCAAGCACAGACGCAAAGACCUCAAUAAACCCAUGUGAAACCUCCAGCCCGAGUUUGCAGAGUCAUUCUGCCGGAAUACAGAGCGAGCAAUACUUAAUACGUUUGUGUCGAAAGAGAAAACCAUCUUCUAAAUAUGAUAGUUGGUGACACCUUUUAGCCUGGUGCCAAUGCUUUGAUUGCCUUAGGCCUUUUAACCAUUUAACUUUUUACAUUUUUCUCCACCUGGUAUAUAUUCAUUGAAAUAUACUCCAAACAAGAUGCUGUAUGUAGUAUGUGUCAAAUUUUAUACACCAAAUUGUGUAUUGCCUUCACAUGUGAAAUUGAGCAAUGAUGUCAUUUUUGUAUAAUAGAUAUAUUUAUACAAGCAAUAAAAUCUAUUUCUAUGUGGAAUCAACUUGAAAGAUUCCGGGAAACGAGUUGUCACGGUUCUU